UUCAAGCGGGCUGGCUAUUGCGGUAGAUCGGGACCGCACCUGCAUCCUCCAGGAUCUGCGAUUCGGGGGUGGGGGGACCCGAUAUCUACGCUAUAGGGGAAAAUAAGCCAUACAAUGAAGAAGCGCUAUGUGGACGGCAGCAGGUUACGGAAAAUGAAAAAGAGUAAAAUCAGCGAGAGGAUCUCCGAAAGUGCUUAUACCUUCCUGAAGUUUAUGGUGGUGUGGAUCUUGGUUCUCCUGGUUGAUUUUAUCCUGGAGUUUCGCUUUGAGUACCUGUGGCCUUGCUGGCUCUUCUUCGGAAGUGUCUACACCACCUUCCACUGCCAUGGCCUGGUGAUCUGCGUGGUCUUUGUUUCGGCCGCCUUCACUCUCGACGUCUUCUGCUUGAUUUUCGUUCCCCUUCACUGGCUGUUUUUCGCUGCCAGCACAUAUGUAUUAUUCAACUACAUAUGGCAUACAGAGAAGGGGCUGUGUGUGUCCACAGUAUCCCUGUGGAUCCUGCUCAUGUACACGGAAACAUCACUCAGGUUUAAAGACGUCAAGAACUCCCACGUCAACCUCUCACACCUGUUUGCGGCUCACUGCAUCGGCUACCCCGUCGUCUAUCUGGGGUUUGACGCCACCUGUUACUUCACCAGCGUUUUCAAGCUGCGCUCGCGCAAGGCCGUCCAGAGUGAGAAUGACUUUCACAUGCAGCUGCUGUUCCAGUCUCUGCCUCCUGGACUCCAGCUGUACCCCAAGUGUCUGGCGGACUCCAAAGAAAACUCCAAGUGGAAAAUUAAACCGGAGUGCACACAGUACCAGUGUUCGAACGUUGCAGUUUCUUCUGAAGACAAGUACAUAGUGGACUGUCUCCAAAUUGAUGGUGUGGAGAGGAGUGGUAAGGACCUGGAGGACACCAGGCUGGGCUGUCCUCUCUCCCAGCCUCUGGAUCCGAAAGGUUCUGAGACUGAUAUUCGUGAAGAUCCCCCAGGUCAGGAGCAGGAGCCUGACCCUCAGGGGGCUUCCAGCAGCAUGGCGCCUCAGGAAGAGCCAGGAAACAGAGGCCCAAAGACCUGCAAGGCGUCCUCACCCAAAGUGCGCAGGGUGCCAUCCAACAGCACUGCUCCUUGCCUUCGAGGGGACAGGAAGCCAAAGAGCUGCAAGGCCACCAGCCCCAGCCGAGACAUAACUGAGAGGAACAUCCCCAGCAACCAGAGCAGCUGCUUAGAGCAAAUUACUAAGCUGGAGCAGGAGAUGCGCCGGCUGAAGGGAGAACUGCAGACGAGCAAGCAGGCCGAGGUGGAGCUACGGAGCCACAUGUGCAACCUCACUAACAGCGAGAGGAGUCUGCGGCCAGAAGUGUCACUUCUCCGGCAGGCAAACGAUUCGCUGCAGAACAAGAUCCUGUGGCUAAUGAAGACAAAGCAGAAGGACAAGCAGACCAGCACGUUGCUGGAGAAGAAAGUGAAAGUGGAAAUGGAGUCCCGCAUCGCCGCUGAGAAACAGCUGGCAGAGCUUCAUUCGCGAAAGCUGGAAGAAGCUCCAACCUCACCUCACGGGGGUCUGCUCUCAGCCAGCAGGCAGGAACAAACAGAGACCCUGUUGUUAAAAAGAAAAGCUAAAGAUCUAGAAACAGAAUUCAGACAACUUCAGCUGGAGUGUCAAGGGAAAGAGAGUCAAAUAAUAGCUCUAGAAAAUGAAGUGGAGCUCCUCCACAAAUACGAAAGCGUGGAGCAUGAAGCUGAGAUGUUGCUCUCGGCGCUGACGGCCAUGCAGGACAAGACCCAGCAUCUGGAGUACAACCUAAGUGCCGAAACCAGGAUCAAGCUGGACCUCUUCUCUGCGCUGGGAGAUGUUCGCAGACAGCUCGAAAUCGCCCAAGGAAGAAUAAUCAAGCAGGAUCAGGAGAUCGGUGAGAUGAAAAAGAAGAUCGCAGAGGUCAUGGCAGUAAUGCCCAGCAUAACCUACACGGCCCCGUACCCUAUAGUGCCACAUCUCACCAAGUUCCUGAGCUCUGAGGACUGUGUGCUGGAUCGCACGGCACUAAUGUACCAGUGUCUUAAGAAGUAGGAGUGCUAUGUUCUACAGAACCAAACAGAAUCCUCUCUGAGUACAAACCCAGAACUUACCGUCUGGAGUCGGUUUGAAUGAACGCUUCAUUCUCCGGUCCCGAGUAUGGACACGGAGCCCCGCCCCGCUGGCAAUGUAACUGUGAGCCGGCCGAGCUCGUUAACCUUCUGUAAGAUCUCACCUUCUUCAACGUGGUUUACACUCCUUCACAAAUGUGCACUGAGGACAGUUAAGCUUCUCCGGAUUUUAUUUAAGCCAUCAGUGAACAAACUCUGCCGUCAUGGAUACUGGGCAGUGAUGGAUAGAGGUGUCACUCGGACGUGAUCGUUUAUCAUUGGUCGUUCAGUAAGUCGUUGAUAUAUAUUUUAAAUAUGAAUAAGGAAUGCUUUUAAAUAUAUGUCAAAAUAUGUGGUAAAUUAAAAGAUAUUGUAAAAUGAUUAAUGAAUACAUUUACUUAUUGCUGUUGUGUAGAGUGUUAUCUAUAGCCUCAUAUGCUGUGAGUGCUUCAGUAAUCAGUUUCUCGCAGUGUACUGAAAGGACCAGGUAUAAGACUACAGGAUUUGAGAUUUUAUCAUUAUAAGAGUAAUAUUUAAAUGUAUCAUUUAAUUAUUUAACUUCGAGAGAAUUUUCAUUGCAGGUAGAAGUGCAGUACUGAGUCUGGGAUGGUAACCAGAAAACCUCAAUCAUUUAUACGACAUCCACGAAAUCACACAAAAAUAGCAAUAAAUGUCGCUUUCAAUUAAAAGGACAUAUUUUGACAUAUAUGUUCAGAGAUCCUUAGGGUUAUGUUCACACGUUACUGAUGUUUAAUGUCCUGCUGUAACUGAUCUUGACUCCUGCUUGAUGUCUAACCUGUCAGCCCAAGUUCAACAGGUUCAGCAAAUGAGAGAUAAACGGUGGAGAUAAACGGAGGGUUUCAUCAUUACUACGUAUUACGAUCCGUAAACACGAAACUUUUACCGUUGCAGUUAUUUUUAAACACAGGUUUUUCAGUAAUCAAACUUGAGGAUUAACUUUCAGAUUCACACAACAGGAAUCUAGCUGAGCUUUCAGAAAAAAAGCUAUCGUUUUUGCAAAUACAGUUUUUUUUUUCCAAAUUGUCAAUUCCAGUCUGAUUUUUCAGAAUAGUUCUGCAGAUCCUAAAUAGGACCAUAGACACUAUGUAAUGUAUACAAUUUAUCCUUAUUUAUGCAAAUGCUCUACACUGUUUUUUAGGGUUUAAAUGAAUUCUUUGCUCUUGAGCGGCGAGGAGCCCACCACCCAGUGGGAGCACAUCACUGACAGAAAUCGGGGUAAAACGCGCAGGCGGGGGCCGCUGAAUUAUUCAUGAGCUGUGUGCUUUUUCACUUUGCCAGAUCUGAUUACAGGUGUGGAAACGGCGAUGGCAUGUGUGCGGUAUCAGACGCCCGUCUGAGUCACAGGUGAUCUUCGCGUGUCACUUCAGGCUAAAUCCACCAGGUGUCUUUGUCACCGUACACCGUGGAAGCCGGGUGACAGAUUUGGGUCAUAUGACUUCUAGGGCUGAAUAAAUUGCCGUAAAGAUUGUGUUUGUUCUGCAAACAAGCCCCUCCCCCGUAGCUAUUUUUCAGAUAUCUGUUACUCAGAUGCCAUUUCCAUAAUACCUGUAGAUACUUAUUAUUUCCACAAUUUUCUGUGCAGGGAAUGAUAUUAUAAACAGCCUAAGCUACAGAAAAUUGAAAACAGAAACACAAAAGGUUACACUUUAGAGCAGAAUACACCUCAUAUUGUAAUCUGCAAUGCAUUGUGGGAUAUACUUACAUUAUUUGCUUUUUUACAUUUGAGGUUUAUUUUUCAUUUUCAUUGGCUCUUCGUACGGUGGCUUUCCAGGAGCCUGAGAGCACUAAUCAGCAGCUGCCCUAUUGCUGUUUAGAAACAACACUGAAGAUAUUGACCAUCAGCAGGCUUUACUAUGAGCAGUGGUUCAACGCGGGGUCUUUAUUAAGGUCUUUUUUGCUGUUUUUAAUUUUUCCUGCUGCCAUCUGGGCAAAAUUAUAUAAUUCUUUUCAGUGAAUAAGGUUAGUUUCUUACAUUACAAAUCAGCUUGUUUGUAAGCAGCAGCUUCAGUUCUAUCCAAAUCGGUUUCUUAAGCUCACUUUAGAUUUCCCAGCUAUUCAUUUCCAGUUUAGACUAAAUCUUUGGUCUGUGAUCUAGCAGUAUUAUCUCGUUUAGGAUGUAAGACUUCACAAGUAAAACGGUUCUUCAAAGGCUUAGACUUAACCAAGAUUUGAUCAAGACAAGGUAACAAUAAGAUAAAAUGUAAAAGCUGGCUUUUCAACAACCUACAUGGGGCAUGCUACAUUUCACUAUGCCGAAUGAUCGAUUUUGACAUUGUUUCUGCACUAAAACAAACAAUUAACCUUACUUUGAAGAGUCAAGAUCAAUUCUAUAUAAACUUUACUUUUGAUGUUAUGUCAUUUUCGUCUCUCUGUUGAUUUGUAAUCUGUUUGGCACUUUGUUUACAUUUUCAUGUGUGUAUUAUGUACUGUUUUUGUGAUUAUUGGUGUACAGUAUUUACACUGAAUGAGGAAGGUUGUGUUCGAGUGUCCAGGCAAACCGGACCUACAAGAAAUGAUUCUCAAAAUGUACACAUGUUUUAGUGUGAUUAAGUGCUGAUGCUCUGUCUAUGCUUUAUGGAGACUGUAGUUCAGUCUUUGGCCAUAUUUUAAAUGUAGGCUCUGAGUUAUCUGGUUUAAUUCAAAAGAUGUGGCCUUUAAACUAGGACAAUGAAACUGAAAUCUUAACACCUCCUUCACAAGCAUGAUGUGUCAAAAAGACAUAUAGAGAAAAUGUUUCACACUCCAAAUGUAAAUUAGAAUAGCUAAACAAUGCGGCAGUAUACUUUCUAAACAGAUAAGGAGUCCUAUUUGUCAGAUUUGUAUUACAACUAUCGCUUUCUGAGAAUUCUGGUUUCCACGGCCAGUGUCCCAAAAGCAGACAUGUCACAGAUCCGACUCGCCUGUAAGCAAGACCACAAUGCUUUCUUCAAAAGACCCCUUGGUACCAAAAUCACAUAAGUCAACUAUCAGUGCAGGCAGACUACAGAAAAACCCGGACACCUGGUGACGGGUCAGGUCCGUCCUGCGAUUGCCCACAUACUGAGUAAUUGCGCUCGCAUGCCACAUCGCAUGUCAUUCAGUCUGCUGAGGUGCAGGUCUGCCGCAUGGACUGAUCCCCGACUUACAUCUACUGUUCCUACUGUCUCCCUGACAUUUUUAAAUCUCAUUCUCUAAAUCUCAGAAGUUUAAAUAAAGAGACCAGAGCUGUCCUUUGAAGAAGGCCCCUGCCAUGGGUGAAAUUUCAGCAUUUCACUGAAAUGAAUUUUGAUGUAUAACAAAGUUUUUUGGUUACAUGCUAAAAUUUCAUACACUUGUGCCUAUAAUAUUUCAUUUGGAAACUCCACUUAUACACACACACACACACAAAAAAUUAUGUAAUUAACUUUGAAUCAAGGUACACAAUGUUUUUCAGUCUUUUUUAAAUGGAUGUAAUGUACUUUGUAGAAAUUAGAAUAGCUGUGAUCAGACCUUGGAGUUGUUUGUAAAAAAAAAAAAAAAAAAACAAUUUAUACUUUUUAUGAAAUGGUCUCCGUUGUUUUUGUAAUUCUUUUCCAUCAGUGUUUUAUGGGAAGGAGGUAUUUUUACGGCUUAAUGUGCAUUUUUACAAUGCUUUGGAUUAGUUUUCACUUUGUCCAUGUUAUUGUCUGCACGAAAAAAAAAAUGCAUUCCAGGAUAUUUUUUAAUUUCAACAGCUCACCUGUGAAUGAGACUUUUUAAAUGCAGGAUGUAAACAUCAACACAAGGGCUCAUUACUUGUUCUUAUUUUCCCUGCAUACCUAGUGAGCAAGAAAAUAAAGUUUUCAGUGGUCUCUUCUUA
This is a messenger RNA of Paramormyrops kingsleyae, 5946 nucleotides long. RefSeq names its product macoilin-1. Gene Ontology annotation, cellular component: rough endoplasmic reticulum membrane. The record is from RefSeq and is a predicted model, not a curated record. NCBI's taxonomy places the organism in Eukaryota, Metazoa, Chordata, Actinopteri, Osteoglossiformes, Mormyridae. Gene Ontology annotation, biological process: neuronal signal transduction.